AUGGGACUCCUCGCAGAAAACAAGACUCGACGGAAGAUCAACAAGGAUCCAAACAACACAAAAUGGACUAAAGAUACGAAUACUUUCGGCCAGAAGAUCCUGCGAGCUCAAGGCUGGCAACCGGGCCAGUUCCUCGGAGCACAAGAUGCGCCGCACUCGGAAUUGCACACGGCCGCCAACGCCUCAUAUAUUCGCGUGGUGCUUAAGGAUGACAUGAAGGGAUUGGGCUUCAGCAAGUCGAAAGAGGAUGAAGUUACUGGUCUAGAUGUCUUCCAAGAUCUGCUCAGUCGGCUCAACGGAAAGACGGAUGAUGCUAUCGAGGAGGAUCAACAAGCGCGACUCGCUGUGAAGACGCACCACUUUGUUGAGCAACGAUACGGAGUCAUGAAGUUUGUCUACGGUGGCCUACUGGUGGGCGACGAGAUGAAGGGAGUGGAAGAGAAGAAGGCCGACCAGCAAACAGAGUCAAACUCCGACGAUGAUGUUGUCAUGGAGUCUGCCCCUGCACUGAAAGAAUCCAAAAAGGAGAAGAAGUCUAAGAAGAGAAAGGCAACCGACGACGAGGACGACGAGGAAACUACAAGUCGAGAAACAGAUUCGAAGAGCAAGAAAAGACGCAAGGAAGAGCGAAAAGUAAAGGAGGGCGACAUUGAUGAGGCCAGGGCCAAGAAGAAGAAAGAGAAAAAAGACAAGAAGGAGAGGUCCCUCAAAAAGUCUACAGAGGAUAUCUCAGACGACGAGAACGUCGAAGAGCGCUCAAAGAAGCGAAAGUCCAAGUCCAAGUCCAAGUCCAAGAGCCGGUCCCCCGAGGGCUCAGACGAAGAAAAGGUGAAGGAAAAGAAGUCUAAGAAAGAUAAGAAAGAUAAGAAGAAGCGCAAGAAGGAAGAGCAAGCAUCCGAAUCAACCAGCACAUCGGUCACGCAGAACUCUACGCCCACGGCUUCGGUCCCCGGAACAGGAGCCACAACACCAUCUGGCACAUCGACACCUAGAGGGAGCAGGAAUUUCGUGCGGUCACGAUUUAUUGCGCAGAAGCGACAGGCUGUGCUUGACACCAAGGCACUGAACCAGAUUUUCAUGGUCAAAGCAUAG
Messenger RNA from Fusarium proliferatum ET1, 1092 nucleotides. RefSeq lists its product as uncharacterized. The transcript is spliced from 3 exons. Gene Ontology annotation, molecular function: nucleic acid binding. The record is from RefSeq and is a predicted model, not a curated record. NCBI's taxonomy places the organism in Eukaryota, Fungi, Ascomycota, Sordariomycetes, Hypocreales, Nectriaceae. Bases 1 to 1092 code for a protein of 363 amino acids.